UCGGUAUAUAAUCGUGUGAAGAGUCAAACUGCUACCCUAUCUCUUUGUUUCCUUUUUUCCAUGGAGGAAGGAGAUCAGAGAGCACUGCAGCUAUUCCUCCCGACUUCGGUUUGUCUUCGGUCCGAUACGAAGAAAUCCUCCAUAGAAAAUGAUGCUUCCAACCAUCCUCUGGUCGAUCUUAAUCUGUCCAUGGGUUUCAGUGGGUUGGAUUCUUCAGAUGAGGAAUCCAAUCGCUACACAAAGAGAAAGAAGGAAUUGCAGCAGCAAGCUGCCGAGCAGAUUCGAGUUGCCACUGCGGAGAAUGCUUUUGCUGAGAGAAUGAGAGAGCUGACAAGGAGGGAGUUGGAACUGGCAGAGAGAGACUUUGCGCGAGCGAGAGCGAUAUGGGAGCGAGCAAAAGAAGAGAUGGCGAAGGUGGAGAGAAUGAAAGAGAUAGCCACCAGGAGGAUCAACUCCACCUGCUUGGAAAUCACCUGCCAUAAUUGUCACCAAAGGUUCCGGCCAUAGGUGACUCUUUCACAAUCGCAUUAUCAGGUAAACAACAAUCAUUUUUUUCUUAAAUUCUUCGAGCUUAAUGCCCCAGAUCAAGUUCAAUAGCCUGCGUCUGCUUCACUUGUUCUCGCAAUUUUUCUUUAUCCAUUUGAAAUGAACCAGCUUCCUUGCAACUGAACUGAAAUAAGAGAAGAUUGUUUAUGUUUUUGUUGUUGUUGUAGAAAAAAAAUUAGUUCUUCCAGUUAAUAAGGAAAAUGUUUACAA
This is a messenger RNA of Zingiber officinale, 756 nucleotides long. Its product is annotated as protein indeterminate-domain 16-like. The transcript has a single exon. Gene Ontology annotation, biological process: gravitropism. Gene Ontology annotation, cellular component: nucleus. Lineage: Eukaryota; Viridiplantae; Streptophyta; Magnoliopsida; Zingiberales; Zingiberaceae. The record is from RefSeq and is a predicted model, not a curated record. The coding region runs from base 61 to 507 and encodes 148 amino acids.